AUGGAGGAUGAUUUAAUUGGAGCGGUUAUUGAUCCAGCCCAGCAUACGCUGCUUCUCGCGCGCUAUGGACAGUUGCAGACUCUCGAGGAGCGACAGGACUUCCUGGCCAAGCUAUUGGCAAUCUAUGCAGGAUUCUUGGAAGAGCCAGAAACACACAUGACCGGUUUAGUAGGAUCCGUGCGUAAAGCGAUUCAGCUCCUUUUCAGUAAGGUCUUUCCAACUAGCUAUGGGUGUGAUGUACUAACACCCUUUCUCAGCCAAGUGGAACGAACCGCAAAUGCUAUGAAGCAAGCGUUCGAUGAAUAUGUCCAAGAGGACUCUUUUAGGCGGAAAGACGCGGUCCACAGGGCUGCAGAGCGGUUGUGCUCUUGGCCACUCUAUGCUAUGCUGGAGUCCUUGGUCCUUCUAUUUGUUCAAGAAUAUAGUCAAGAACAACUGGCAGAGAUCUAUGCAUCCAGCACAGAGAACCCUGCUGAGCUCUUCUGUCGGCGAUUGUUUACGUCUCUGGAGAAGACGAUCAACAUUUUUCAAUGCAGUGAUGAGCUUAUCCGCUACUCACCCUGGUAUCUCCGAUCCGUUAAGCUCUAUGGAUUAAUGGUGGCACGCUGUACUAGAGUGUGCAUUCCUCGCAUGUUGCUUCUUAUGGCUUACAAGCAUCUAGUUAUCUCCACUAAGGGCAAGGAACACAACGAGUACCUCUUUACAGAUCCUACGGCAAUUCUUUCUAUUGCGUCGUCCAGCCACUUACUGCAUGACUCUAAUUACAACUACACCAUGGCAUUCAAUUAUCUAUUGCUGGUUGGCUCUUACUUAUAUGCUGACUACACCGUCUAUCCUCUUCAGCCAGAAGACUCAGAGGACAGGUUUGGGGCGAUUGAAGAAAGGUGGCAAGUGCUUAGGCCUUUACUUCUCCUAACUUUUACUGACUUUGUCGUCCUUUUUGGCACUCUUGAGCGGACACCAGCGUACUUUGACUCUCUACUCAGCUUACUAAUCUCCACCUUAGAGUCCGAGCAUCCCCUAGAUAAGGGCAGAAAGGCUGCACUAGAGCAACUUGUUGAUGUACGUGACAGUCUUUCGGAGAUAACGGUGCGCCUGACUGACUAG
Giardia duodenalis is the source of this 1107-nucleotide messenger RNA. RefSeq lists its product as uncharacterized. The transcript has a single exon. NCBI's taxonomy places the organism in Eukaryota, Fornicata, Diplomonadida, Hexamitidae. The coding region runs from base 1 to 1107 and encodes 368 amino acids. The record is from RefSeq and is a predicted model, not a curated record.